CAGAUGCGCUCACUCACAUAGAGAGAGGCACUCUCACUCACCGCCUUCUUCUCCUGCCCUCCCUCGUCCCUGAGCUGGUCAGCACCAGCGACGAGACGCUGUCAGCCACACGAAAAAGUGAGAGAGAGACAGAGAGCGAGAGAGAGCCAGAGUCCAAUCAAUCGAUGAUGCUGUAACGAUUCGUUCCUAUUCCGCGACUGCUGUCUCCUCCUCCUCCCUCCUCUGCUCUGCUGCUUGCUUUCUGUUGUCUCGGUACCCUAGAAGUGCCCCCCCUCUCCUUGUUCGUGCCCUCACCGAACGAGUCCUGCCAGCCCUCGUAACUUCCUGACGGCGGGCAGGUGUUCAACCAGCGGGAUCACCGUCAUGCAAGCGGUUUCUGCGAUUGCAGUGCCUCCCCCUUACGUCGCUGGAAUGCAAGCAACUUCACCUCAGCAACAGCAACAGCUGAUCUACCCUCCGCCGGCGUUGAUGCAGCACCAACUCCCACUGCAGCAGGUUCAGGUUCAAGCGCAGGCUGCUCCUAUGCCGGCUGUUCCGCAGCAGGACGGCUAUGGAGCUGCCGUCACCGCCGGGAGUCUCCACUCAAUGUCGCCUGCUCAGAGCCACAGUGCGCCUUCUAUGUCUGGCCAGAAGCGGGAUAGUUCGGGUGCUCCUGUGCACGGCGGCCGCGAUCCAACUGAUGGUGCUUUUGUGAAACUUUUCGUCGGGUCUGUUCCUCGAACAAUUACAGAAGACGAGGUGCGACCAAUGUUCGCUGAGCACGGUAACGUUAUAGAAGUCGCCAUUAUCAAGGACAAAAGGACAGGAAAUCAACAAGGUUGUUGUUUCGUCAAGUAUUCCACUGUUGAAGAGGCAGAUAGAGCAAUCAGGGCUCUUCAUAAUCAGAAAACGUUGCCAGGAGGAGUUGCUCCAGUGCAAGUGCGAUAUGCUGAUGGAGAGCGUGAGCGACUUGGGGCUGUGGAACAUAAAUUGUUUGUUGGUUCACUCAAUAAACAAGCCUCUGAGAAGGAGAUAGAAGAGCUUUUUCUUCCGUAUGGCCGAGUUGACGAUGUAUAUAUCAUGAGGGAUGAGCAGAAGCAGAGCCGAGGUUGCGCUUUUAUUAAGUAUUCUCAAAGGGAUCAUGCUCAAGCCGCAAUUAAUGCUUUGAAUGGAGUUCACAUCAUGCAGGGUUGUGACCAACCUUUGGCAGUUCGCUUUGCUGAUCCCAAGCGACCGAAGGGCGGGGAUGCCAGAGUUGGUGGUCCAGGUGUUGGUGGCCCAGGUUUUAGUCCGCGACAAGGAUCACUAGUUCAACAAGGGCCAGGAGGUCCAAGGUUUGUGUCUAUGCAUGCACAAAUGGGUCAUCCAGCUGGUCGUGUUCCUUCGAUGGGCUGGAGACCCCAAGCAGGACUUGGUCUUGGUCCUCUCCAAGUACCCAGCCCAUAUGGAGCUGCGACAGUGGCCCGGGCGGGGCCUGUGACGGGUGUGCCGCAGAUGGGUGGUAUGAUGGUGAGCGAAUUGAUGAAUGGACAUCUUCAAAAUUCCAUAUCUGUUUCUGGUCAAGUCGCUGCCCCAGUAAUGCUGCCUCUUUCACCGCAGCAGGUAAGUCAAGGAUAUUAUCAACAGGCAACUCAACAGAGGCCCCAACAACAAUAUGUCCUUCAGCCCCCACAGCAGCAACAGCAGCAAAUUCAACCGUUGCAGCUACAGCCUUAUGUGCAAAUGCCCCUUCAGCAACAAUCGCAGGCGUACAUGCAGCAACAGGUUCCUCCACGGCCAAUUAUGCAAGUGCAGCCUGGGCAGCAGCAGCAGCAGUCGCAACAACCACAGGUGUUGAUGCAGUUGCAACUGCCACCUACUCAGCAGCAACGGCAGCAGCAACAGCAGUUACCUGAGCAGGUUGCACCCCAGCCUGUAGGGCAGCUUCAAGCUUUGCAGCCAGUGCAACAGCAAACACAGCAACAACCCCAGUCUGUUCAGCAAUUGCAGCCACAGCAGGUCUCACAUCCGAGUAUUUUUGGGGUGUACUAUCAGUCGUCCCUCCCUCAGUCUCAACAGCUCCAGCAGCCUGCGUAUUACCUGCCUGUGCUGCAGCCUCAAUCUCUUGGAUCUGUGGCAGCUCCACAGCCUCCAGCCCCGCAACUGACUUGUGACUGGUCGGAGCACACUUCUGCUGAAGGCUACAAGUAUUAUUAUAAUAGUUCAAGUGGAGAGAGCAAGUGGGAGAAACCGGAGGAGCUGAAGGCUUUUGAACAGCAACAGCAACAGACUCAAGCACCUGUACCAGCCGCGAUCAGCGAUUCUGGUCAGCAGCAAUUUUCUAGCUCAGCUAGUGUUCAACAGACUCUGCCGGGAAUGACAUAUAUGCAGCUACAAUCCGUCACCAGUGGCCCUGCCGAACAGCCUAGGCAGCAGGGACCCCCUGGUGCCAACUUGUUUGUGUUUCGCAUCCCUGAUGACUUCACAGAUGAGAGCAUGAAAGAAACUUUUGCCCCUUUCGGGAAUGUCAUCAACGCAAGAGUGGGUGUGGAGAGGGAAAGCGGCCGGAACAGGGGAUUCGGGUUCGUGAGCUUCGACAGUGCAGAUUCAGCCGAUACUGCAAUUCAGAGACUGAAUAACGUUGCUGUUGGAGGUCGUAGGCUUAAGGUGGAACGGAAGCGAGGUGAAGAGAAUGGAAUUCAUGGGUACCAGCAACAACAGUUUUGAGAAUUAGUGUAGGUUUAGCAUUAGCACUUAGAUUUUCCCUCUCGAACCUCUCUGAUGGAAUUGAAAUAUUUUUAAUACCUCGAGCCGUUUUGAAACAU
Molecule: messenger RNA, 2783 nt
Organism: Physcomitrium patens
Lineage: Eukaryota; Viridiplantae; Streptophyta; Bryopsida; Funariales; Funariaceae
Product: flowering time control protein FCA
Cellular component (GO): ribonucleoprotein complex
Molecular function (GO): RNA binding; protein binding
Source: RefSeq, a predicted model, not a curated record